CCGGCCCGGUUACCAUUGGUAACCGCGUCGUUCAGCCGGCAUGGCGUCUCCUCUGGAGCGGGAGGCGGCCGAGUACCUGGCGGAACAUCAGAUCCUGGAGCUGCUCGACAACCUGACCAGCUUGUUGCUGUACCAGCGGCCGGCCAAGCCAUUGGAGUUUUUAAUAGGUCAACUGGAAAAACUGAAUGUCGCCAGGCAGACUGAAAAGGACUACCCUUGCUUGUUUGAUGAGUCAAAUUUAGAUACUGUGUUUGGGAUUUUGGACACUACAAGACAAGGGCAUAUAACUUUGAGGCAGUACAGAGAAGCUUUGAAAACCAUGGGAGUAAAGGAUUUUGUAAUGGAGCCAUUGGGUGCCCUUGAUAAUAAGAUCACUCUGGCAACAUUCAAAAAAGAGGCGAAAGCUGGAUUAAUGAAGACUUGUGCCACGUUCAAAACUUGAUAAAGUUGUGCAGCUUCUUUGUCUCCAUUAACUUCUUGUAGUCUUACCAGUAACUAUUUGGAUAAUAGCAACAGACAUUCAGCUCAACAUAUUUAGUGUAUAAUUGACUGAGGCGGAUAACUUUUGCUACUUGUGUAAGCUUGAAAAAAUAAUUAUCACCUUGACUUUAAAA
This is a messenger RNA of Carcharodon carcharias (great white shark), 614 nucleotides long. It is a transcript of the gene efcab10, whose product is annotated as EF-hand calcium-binding domain-containing protein 10. Bases 41 to 442 code for a protein of 133 amino acids. The record is from RefSeq and is a predicted model, not a curated record. Gene Ontology annotation, molecular function: calcium ion binding. NCBI's taxonomy places the organism in Eukaryota, Metazoa, Chordata, Chondrichthyes, Lamniformes, Lamnidae. The transcript has 4 exons.